Messenger RNA from Trichomonas vaginalis G3, 1203 nucleotides. RefSeq lists its product as uncharacterized. The record is from RefSeq and is a predicted model, not a curated record. The coding region runs from base 1 to 1203 and encodes 400 amino acids. The transcript has a single exon. Lineage: Eukaryota; Parabasalia; Trichomonadida; Trichomonadidae.
AUGGAUUUUACAAACACUGCCAUGGUGAAAAUUGGUACCACAAACGAAAAAGCACUAGAUAAGUUGACAAACGAACUAACAAAGGAACAAAUGUAUAGCGAAGGAUGGAUGAAUAAAAGAAACCGUUUGGCAGAUUAUGUAACAAACUUCCUCAAUUUUUAUUCAGGCAAUAAUCCGACGGUACUCACAAGGCAGGAAGAAAAUAUUGUGGAUAAAACAGGGGAUUUGAACUAUGUCCUAGAAAGUAUAGACAAAAGAACAAACUUGUCAGGAAUGGCAAGUCGUCAUAUCACAGACGAAGAGAGAGAAGACUAUUUAGCUCAUGUAAAUAGAAAGAAUAUGUCUCUCAUGGACUAUGUUAACAUAAGAAUAAGACAAGCAGCAAAGAAGCUAAAUUUACGCCAUGUUCUCAUAGACUAUGUACCUGACGAUGAUUUCUAUGCUUAUGACCAGCAUGAAAAUAAGAGAAGAAACCUAAAGCAAGCAGACAUAGUUGAAGACCCAGCUGUGGACCGGUUUUUAGAUAUUAUUCCAGAGGCAACAACAAUUAUUGGUGGAAUUAUGAGAAAAAGAAAGAGAUAUGGAUAUUCAGAAAAUGAAAUCAUGACGGAUUUCCUUGGCAAUAAUUAUGAGAUUUCUUACGUUAAACAAAUGAUAGCAAAAAUGAGGAAAGAGCUUUCACCGAAAGAAUUUAACGAUUUCUUUAGAGAUAUAAACUUGGACAUAACAUAUUCUGGGAAAAGUUACACCGAUGAGGAACUUAAACUAAUGUUGCAACCGAUGGGAAACCCAGAUUUUGUAACUUUUUAUGCUCCACGGAUUGUGAACCAAUUGAGAGACGCCUUAGAAGAAUUGAGACCAAACCAAAGCAUAGAUAGAACUCUAGAGGAAUAUCGCGACAAAUAUUAUAAGAUAGCGGCUCAGCAAGGCAAAUACACAUAUCAACAACAAGAAGAAUUUGAAAGAAGACAAGAGCGAGAGAACAAACAAUGGGAGAGAGAGUCAGAACGAGCAUGGAAGCAUGAAGGUAGAAAACAAAUGCAAGAAGCCAGAGAAAGAAGAGACCGAUUGAAGUCUCAAAUGGCAGAUGAAAAGCUUUUAGAAAAAUAUCGUAUGCAAGAGUUUAGAAGCGAACAACAAGCAGCAAAAAUGUAUAAGAAAGGAUAUGUAGUUGGUCCAGAUGGAAGAUGGGUGAAAAGAUAA